AUGUCGAACAUCACUGAGAAGGUCACCAACACCGUAAACUCCUAUAUCGGCGGCGCAAAACAGACGGUCGGCGAGACCAUCGGAAACACCAACCUUGCUGCCUCGGGAGUCCAGCAGAAGGCUCAAGCCGACGCUGCCACAGAGGCAGCCACCGCCAAGGCCCACUCUGAGGGUCUCGGACACAAGGCCCAGGGAGGGGUCCAGCAGAAUGUUGGAUCCUUGACAGGGAACACUAGUAUGGAGGCGCGUGGACAUGCUAAUGAGGCUCGCGGCGAUAUUCAGCGUAACGUCUAG
This is a messenger RNA of Linnemannia hyalina, 294 nucleotides long. The record is from the annotation of a GenBank genome assembly. Lineage: Eukaryota; Fungi; Mortierellomycota; Mortierellomycetes; Mortierellales; Mortierellaceae.